CCGACGAGCCAGUCUCUCCCGCUUUUCUCGCCGCGUCGGUCGGUCUUUUCUCGGUCCGCAUCUCCGUUUUCCCAGUGUACCAGUGCCUCGAGUGCCUCGAAAAUAUUGUCAAAAAAUAGAAGCAAGAGGCCAUACAAGUAAUAAAUAAAAACCAGCCAAGAAAGGCCAACCGUGAAAAUAUACACGCGAAUUCCUGGCGUCAACUGUCGGCGACAGCGGCAUUUUCCAGCACAAUGUUGCUCCUCUGCAUUCGGCGAUUUUAGUGGCGGCACAAAGUUUUUCGCUUGGCUGGCAAACGUUAGAGAUGGCCCCAAAUGGAUUCAGUCGGACAUCGGCGGCGGCAGCUGCCUAGGAAUCCUGGAGAGCUGGGAGCUGGGAGCCGGGACCAAAACCGAAACCUCAAGCCCCACUCCGCAUCCGAAAACAAAAAGAAAAACAAAACUGAAACCAAAACCGAAUACGAAUACGAAACCGAGAACCCUGACUCGAAAAUAAUGCGCUGCAGCAGCGGACAUCAUUGAAGUUGACAACACUUCGGCCGCAAAGUUGAGAGGACAGGGUUAAAGGAAUUCUCGGGGAUCCGGAGGAGAACAAUGGUCAUCCAGUGCACAUGUGAUUGCAACUGCAGUGAUAGUAGAGACAACCGGAGCAUCAUAUCCUGCCUGCUGCCGGGUCGCAGUCAGCCGCACAAGCAGGGCUCCUCCUCCUUCGGCGGCGAUGAUAUUAUGGAGCAGAGGACCCCCUACUACCGCCGGCUAUCGAAUACCUCAUCGGCGCUCUACGGCAGCUGUCCCCAGUUGUUGCCCAGUGGCUCCGCUAGCCAGCCCCACCACUCCUGGCUGAGGGUGCCCAAGAAUCCGCAGGAGAAUCCGCACGGGAAUCCCGAGAACCCGCGACAGUACUCGAGUCUGGUGCGGCCCAAGCAACGCAGUCCCGUGCUGUGCAACAAAUCCUGGUGGGUCUCAUGUCCGCGGCUCUCCUACUUGCCCACUGAGCAGGCGACGAUGCAGUCCGCGGCCACGCCCACCCGACACUGUCACGGUGGCGGAGGGGGAGGAGGGGUGGCUUCCAACCCUGCCCCUCAAACCACCAGCACGCCACCCACUCUGCCCAGAUUCCCGAGCAAACGGCACUGUGACAAUUUUGGCAGCUACGCCACACUGCCCACCAUUGAGCAGCAAAUGCCCAUGAUGCCCCACUGCAGUCGACACGGCGGUGGUGGCGGUCACGUGGGUGGUGCCGUAGUGGGCGGCGUAAUGCCCGCCCCGCCGCCGCCCCGCUACGCAAAUCCCAAUUUGAAUGGCUGCUGCUACAUGUACAACCCCGUGCCACCCCACCAAAGCCACCAGAGCCACCUUCCGCACGGCCAGCACCACCCGCAGCACCACCAGCUGCCGCCCCAGCACCUCCCACAGCACCACCCCGCCCAGUUCGCGCCGCAGUACUGCCUGUGCGAUAAUUGGUACCACCAGCCACCGCCGCCGCAGCAACAGCACCACCAGCAGAGGGCCAAGAACCUGGUGGCCAACGGGGGCUGCUAUUUCGGCUACGAGGCGAACCACCAUCCCACUCUGCAUGCCACGCCCCCUCAUCCCAGCCACAUCACCGACGAGGAGGACUCCGCCUUUCCGGGACUCGCCGAUCGGGAGUUCCACCUCCUGCACCGGAACAUUCCGGCUCUGCGACGAACCGGAGUGGACACCACACGCAUUAGACAGUACUUUUAUCCCGACGGCGGCUGGGGCUGGAUCAUCUGCGGCGUGUCCUUUCUGGUCCACAUCCUGACCACCGGACUGCAGCUCAGCUACGGCCUUUUGUGGUUCUACGCCGUACAGUAUUUGCAUAAUACCAGUGGCAUAGAACUGCUGGGCGCUCUGAGCUGGUCAGUUUCCAUGGUGGCCACCUCGUUUGUGGUGUCCCUCUGCCGAAAGCGCUCCAUCCGCCUCCUGUCCAUCGUGGGCGGCCUGGUGAUGCCCCUGGGCAUACUGUUCACCUCAUUUGCCACGGAGUUUGGCCAGGUUGUUUUCAGUUAUGGCAUCGUCUUCGGGGUCGGAGUCGCCAUGGUGCGGGAGGCGUCCACCGUGAUGCUGGGCAAUUACUUUAAGCGGCGCCGUCAAUUCGUCGAGAUGGUGGCCAUGUCCGGCGAGGGAGUGGGCAUCGCUUUGUUCUCGGUCAUCCUGAAGGAGGGCGUGGGCAAGGCCGGCUGGCGCCUGGGCCUCCAGAUCGUGGCCGCCCUGACGGCACUCAGCUUCUUCAUGGGCCUAAUGUACCGGCCCGCCUCGCUAUACCAUCCCCAGCGCCGGGCCAUCCAGCACCUCAAAAAUCAGCGCAAAAAGAUGCGGGAGAAGAAGCCCAUCCUCAGCCAGGAGGUGGACAGCACGCCGAGGUACUUCUUCCUGGACAUAUCAUCUCUGAAGUCGGUCACUGUGAAAAUCCUGCUGAUGACGUCCAGCGUGGCCUCCUUCGGCAUCUACACUCCCAUGUUCCUAAUGGCUCUCAAUGCCGCCGAGCAGGGCUCCGAUGUGCAGGAGUUGGUGCUGCUGCAAACCUUCCUGGGAAUUUCGAUGGCCUUGGGAGUGGUAAUAGCUGGGGCUUUGCUGAGGAGGUGUUUUGUGAUUAGGCACUUUGUGAUCAACACAAAGAUUGUAACUCAGCUGUUCAUAUCGAUUGUGGCCCUGGCCAUCCUGUUCCUGUCCUUCGUCAUGGGCUACACGGGCCUCUGCAUCCUGAGCUGGUUGUACGGAAUCGGACUGGGAGGCUUCCAGUACUCCCUGAAAAUUCUGGCCCUCGAACGCAUCAAGCUGAAACACUUUUCGAAGGCUUGGGGAUUCAUUCGCGGGGUGGAGUCAGUUCCUGUGCUGAUAAGCGUGCCACUCACCUCGUUUCUGAACGAUUACUCGCUCAAAUACGGACGGGCGGGCUAUUACAUAUGCUCCGCGGCGGCAGCCAUCUCGGGAAUUAUAAUAUUCUUCAUAAGUGAGCCCCAGCAGCAGCAUCAUCAGCAGCAGCAGCAGCAGCAGCAGUUGCACCACCACUACCAGCAGAGGAAUGGCCACCUGCCCACCCCCAUCCUGGUGCGGCACUCCUCCGCCCGCCAGCACCGUCCCCACCUGCCGAUGGACUACGGCUACGGGGAGUACCCCGCCCCCGACCUGCUCAGUCGGAGCUGCAUUAGUCUCAAUCAAAUGGAUCCCUAUCUGCAGACCAGCUUCUGCCAAAGGCACAUGUUGCAGCAGCAGCAGCAACAACAGCAGCAGCAGCAGCAGCAACAGCACUCCCACCUGCAGCAGCUGGCCUGCCACAAUCUCGAUUUGCAGCAGCAUCAGGUGCGUGGAGCCUACCAACUCGGUCAGGGGAGCAUCGGCGCCAGGAUGGGGAAGCGUCUGCAGCGCAGCCUGUCCUUCAUCCAGCAGCACAGCAACUGCUGCGACGGCCAGAUGUACUGCAGUUGGCACAGCACCUACGAGCUGGGCUGCCACAAGGGCAACAAGAACCCGGGACCGGCGGACCGCCAGCCAUUGAUGUGCACCUGCAGCAGCCCGAGUCGGAACAUGGUCACCUGCGGACCGCCCGGGCCGCCCAGCUCCACCCGCAGUCGCAGUGUUCCGGAGGGCCUGUCCACGAUGUCGCAGCAGUGCAACUGCCGGCAGGGCCACGGCGCUUUUCCGGCGCCCACGCGGGAGUUCAUCUACGUGCCGCACGCCUACGCCUCCCUGCAGAGGACUCCCCUCCGCCGCAGCCAGGGCGCCCAGCCGGGUGGCCCAGCCGGGGGGAACGCUGCGGGGGGCAACCCGCAGUGCCGCCUAAAGCGCUCCCAAUCCCUUUGUCGACCCGCUGCCGUGCAGUUCGUGGAGCAAAUCACCACGUCCGUAUAAGAAAAUGGCACGUACACUCGGAGAAAAGUGGGAGGAAGGCAGAGCAGAGAAAACUCAUUUAAUUUCAUCAUAGCCACAUAGAAUUAUACAGACUUAAAGGGUCUCUUGAAUUGAAAACAUUCAUUAUCUGGUUUUAUAUGCAACUCUUCCUUCCACUUUCUCCAAGUGUACAACCAACAGAAAAAAAGCAAUGAAAAUCAAGAGGCCCCCGCAACAAUUGGGUCCUAUAAAACCUAUAUUUUGGUAUUACGGUCCCACCCACACACACUCACACUCACUCACGCACACUAACACACACGACUACGUGAACCGCAUGCACAAUUUGCCAGAUCUCUUCUAGUCUUUUGUAGUAGCUCUCUUAGAAACGUAAACUUAAAACUCCAACCGAAUGAAGUCGAAAGUGUAACUGAAAUCCCACGACGCCGAAACAAAAGCGAAACCCGAUGAAUUUUUCACACAGAUCCACAUUUAACUUUUACACACGCAUGCACUAAGCUAGGACGAAGAUUUUACUCAUUAGCAUAUUAAUAUAUUAUAGAGAUUACGGACAGACGGAAAAGCUUUAUCUAUGUCUCAAGAAAAAGUGCUCAGCUUGUGGCCAGUGCAUAAAUAUUAACGAGGUAACUCAAUCGAGCGGAGAACAAGCCGAGAGGAAAACGAUAUGGAAAUGGAAAUGAAAAACAAGUAAACUUCUUAAAUGGUCCAUUUUAUAAACGUGCAUACAAUUUAACCACCGAAACCGACAACCGAUUACCGAUUACCAAUAUAUAUACAAGCGAGUAUGUCUACAUGCAGAUGAAGUCGAUCCAAUUAAAUGACACUUUUCCCCGAGGACAAGACUGUCCUGAGUGCCGAGUUUUCCGUGUCGGCCGAGUACUUUAUUUUUCAAUAACAACUAUAUAUUGCAUAAUUGAGAGGCGUUUAACGGCGGACAGCAGAAGGAAGCCAAACAAACGGCAGUGCAAAUGAAAAUUACUUUCGCCUUACUUUCCAAUCGAAAUAAGGCAUAUGAAGCAAUAAUUAUUGCCAUUAUGAGAGCCGUAAUUAAUUGAAGCCGGCAUGGACAGGACUCAAUUUCAGCCGAAUAAAAGCAUUUUGGUUGGGGAGUAAUGGCUGCCUGUAGUUUUUGAAGUGCUGAACUGAAAAGCUCCUGCUGAAAGUAAUUUUACACCGUGUAUUUUGUAUUUUGAAUGGUACGAAACUAAGCUUUCAGCACUCUUUAAUCUACCGGGAGCACCUACUCCCAUUUCAAUUUAUUUGAAAGGCGAAUCUCCGCCUGAAACUAAUCCCCAAUAAAUUGCAAAAUCUAUGAUCUAAAUAUAAAAAAACUAAAACGAAAACACGCAAAGCCAACUCGUAAAACAUUAGUAAUUCAUUCAAAUAACGAGCAGAAUUUGUAAAAGAGCCAGGUGCAUAAUCAUCUAAAAAACAAGUUUCAUUCCACCAAUUAAAAAAGAGUAUAAUAAAAAGGCAAUACAAUAAAGACAUGAUACGCCAAAAAAGAAGAAGGGGCUGGUGUAAAAUAAACAGAAUAAAUAAAAUAUUUGUACAACUUUAAAGCGGCAAACAAACAGGAAAUGACGACACAAUAAUUCAGGAAAAAUCAUCAGCACGGGAAAACUUUCAUAAAGUGAAUAUUAAAAUAAACUUUUAAACGGAUAUCGGGAAAUAAACAAACGAUUAACAAACUUAAACAAUAUGUUAAAGGAAAGCAAAAAGCAGCAGUCUAACAAAACAGAAAAUCAAUUACGAACGAAUCAAAUGGAAAUAAAAAUAUUAAAGACCAUUUAAAAUCAUACGCACUUUUCCCUCUCCUCUUCUUUGUACAUACAUUUUCAUGGAAAAGCUCCAUAAUGCACGAGUAAAUGGACUUGAGUCAAACCAACUGCCAUAAAACGCAAUAUAAACGAAUCUAUAAAAUUCUUAGAGAAUUCCUUCGCUCCUUCACGGUCAUUAAAUUAAAUUAGAUAUAACUUUCGACUCCAACUUCCUUUUCGCCAAUUGUAUUCAGCGAAAACGAAACACUUAGAAUAAUCUAAUAUUAAACCCCCAAGCAUAUCUAUGUGCCAAUAAAUAAGACGACAUACUAUUUGCAAUUUUGCCGAGAUAACAAAGAGAACUAACCAACUUAAGGUACAACUCGUAGCUAAAACAAUUUUUAUCUGAAGGAAUUUAGAUACGUGAAAUUUUUCAGAGCAGAGCCCAAGCGCAGAAGCCCAGAAACCCAGAUUUGUAACUCUUUAUCAUUAGUAGUUUAGUGUGAUAAAUGUUAAUAAAGAAGCCGUAAACGAAAGCCCUGCCAUUCAAUUCGA
Drosophila ficusphila is the source of this 6187-nucleotide messenger RNA. RefSeq lists its product as uncharacterized. Gene Ontology annotation, biological process: transmembrane transport. Gene Ontology annotation, molecular function: monocarboxylic acid transmembrane transporter activity. NCBI's taxonomy places the organism in Eukaryota, Metazoa, Arthropoda, Insecta, Diptera, Drosophilidae. The record is from RefSeq and is a predicted model, not a curated record.